Molecule: messenger RNA, 2370 nt
Organism: Lasiodiplodia theobromae
Lineage: Eukaryota; Fungi; Ascomycota; Dothideomycetes; Botryosphaeriales; Botryosphaeriaceae
Product: C6 zinc finger domain containing protein
Exons: 3
Coding region: 1-2370 (789 amino acids)
Biological process (GO): regulation of DNA-templated transcription
Molecular function (GO): zinc ion binding; DNA-binding transcription factor activity, RNA polymerase II-specific
Source: RefSeq, a predicted model, not a curated record
AUGGCCAGCCCCAAAUCUGCGCCGCCCAGGCGGACGCGUAUCAGCGCAGCCAAAGCCCGCACGGCCUGUGUCACCUGCAGAAAUCGGCGCGUCAAGUGCGACGAGCAGCGGCCAGAAUGUGAAAGGUGCAUCAGCAACGGUCGGAUAUGCUUUGGCUAUGCGACUCCCUCAAGCGAGGGCCUGGUUGCCUCCCCUGUGCGGUCGGCUAGCGCAACUUUCGAGCCCAUCUCACGGCAGCUCUUUGACUCUGGCGCCGCUCCCCAAGAGCGGCGAGCUCUGGACUUCUUCCUUUCACGCACGGCACCCCAGCUCUCAGGAUACUUUGAUGCGACCUUCUGGAGCCGGCUUGUGCUGCAGUUCGGGAGGUGCGAGCCCGCCAUCCAGCAUGCAGUCAUAGCCAUCAGCUCUGCUCACGAGCAGUGGGACGUAGAGGCCCGAGGCCUGGAGGUUUCGGAUGGCUCUCGCGGGCGCUUUACGCUACGGCAGUAUAACAAAGCCAUUGCUCGCCUAUCCGAGCAAGCAUCUGGCGCCCCCCAGCCGAGCCGCACGCUACUGCUGACGUGCGUCCUUUUCGUGUGUCUAGAAUUCCUCCGCGGCGACACCAACAUGGCCAUGACGCAUACGCUCAAUGGUCUCAACAUCCUUCGGGCCUGGCAGGCGGACGUCGCGAAACAGAAGCUGAAGGGUUUCUCGGACUACCAGAAAAAGGAAGAAGAGUUUGUUAACGAGAACUUGACCCCCAUCUUCUGCAGGCUGAGCGUCAUCUCGACCCUUUUGGGAAAACCAACCCCCAUCGUCCGCUCGAAACCUCCCUCGAUGGACGGCAGCGAACCGCUUCCAGGCGGCUUUUCUUUCAGCACGCUGAACGAGGCGAGAGACGCACUCAUCGACAUUCAGAAUUCGGGGCUGCGUUUCAUGUGGGCCACCAUGGAGAAGAAGUACCAGGGGACCAUUGCAAUGACCGAGAUACUUGAGCAAGUCCGCUUGGAGAUGAGGCUGGCAGAGUGGCAUCGUGCACUUGAUGAGUUCGAGGGGCAGGCUGUGCGGCGACCGAAAAGCCAGAUCACCGAACAAGCAAGGACCGCCGAAGAAGACAGCCUGAUCAUCUUGCGCCUGCUCUACUACGUCGCGCACAUAUGGCUGUCCAGCUGCCUCUCCCUAAAGGAGACGGCCUACGACGCCUUCAUCUCCGAGUUCCAGCAGAUUAACGCUCUCUCAGCCAGGCUUCUGUCGCGCCGUAGACCGAACGUGUCGUCAUCCUCAGCCUCCUACUCCACCUCGUCUUCAUCUCUCUUCGGGGCUUCCUCCGGAACUUUCUCCUUUGACACAGAGCUGGUCGGCCCUUUGUACUUCACCGCCAUCAAAUGCCGCGACCCACCCACCCGCCGCCAGACUCUUGCCCUGCUGGAGCAGUGCAACAAGCGCGAGGGCGCAAUUGACUCACGCCGUGCCAGUCAGCUCGCAACGGCCAUCAUGCAGAUCGAGGAGGCAGGCAUGCAGCUCGCAGCCCAAUGCCGCGUCACCCCAACCGACGCACCAGCGUCCCAACCAUCCCACGAUACCGGUUCGCCCUCGUCCUCGCGCCUCGAUACCGCCGCCAUGUUCUCUUCCUCCUCGCUGCCGGCAGCAGGAGAAAAUACAACCGCCCACCGCCAUCACCACCAACAACACCACCCCCACCGCUACCCCAAACCACAACAACAACAACAUCAUCACCACCACAAUCACCUACCACCAGAGCACACCCGCGUCGCCCACGUCGUCGGUCUCCCUACAACCCUAACCGGCGACGCUGCCGCCGCAGCCGCUUCCGCUUCCGCCGCCGCCGGUGGUGGUGGAGUCAUGCCGCCAUCCGUCAGCCGCCGCCCGCACGAGGCCUUCAACGCCGCCCGCCUUCCGCCCGAGGGCAACCGCGUCCUGGCCUACUACGAGCCCGUCAUGCUGCCGUCGGACCGCGCGCUGCCGCCGGGCGUGCAGGCGGCCACGGCCGCGGCGGCGCAGGGCCAGGGCGUGGGUGAUGGCGGUAGCUUGGCGUACAGGACCAUGGCGGGCGUGUUUAGGUGGGACGGUGUGUUUAGUGGUGGUGGUGGUAAUGGUGCUGCUGUUGACGGCGGUGGUCGGGGUCGUGGUGGGAUGCCGAUGGCUGUUGGUGGUGCGAGUGCUGGUGUUGGGAUGGGUGGGGGGCACGGGGCUGCUGGGGGUGGGAGUCGUGGCGGCGGCGGUGGUGGUCAUGCGCAGAGAGGACGUGGGCAGGGGCAUCAUGGACAAGGACAAGGCCAGGCGCAGGGGUACGCACCAGGGCAAGGUGAGUGGUGGCUGCAGCAAGGGCGUUAUCCUCCUCAUCAUCAUAAUCAGCAUUUUUAUGAGUAG